Molecule: messenger RNA, 1335 nt
Organism: Ziziphus jujuba (common jujube)
Lineage: Eukaryota; Viridiplantae; Streptophyta; Magnoliopsida; Rosales; Rhamnaceae
Exons: 8
Coding region: 89-907 (272 amino acids)
Molecular function (GO): protein binding
Source: RefSeq, a predicted model, not a curated record
CCGGGUCAAAACUAAACCCGCAGUCGCACCAAACCAGCUCCGUCUUCUCGCCGCCUCACUCUGCUCUGCUCCUCCUGGAGGCUGAGAAAUGCUGAGACAACUCAUCAGAAAGCCCCAUCUGAGACCCGCCGGAUUCGGUCUUCUUCUAUGGAAACAACAGAGAGAGCUCCAUAGUAGGAACAAGAAGGCCAUGGAGCUGAUAGCCAAAGGGUGGAGUGCUCUGAAAGAAGUUGACAGAGUUAUCGAUUACUGCGAGCCCAAUGACCGCCGUCUUAUCCCUCUUCUCAGGGGAGCAAAGGAGAAUUUUGAGUUGGCUCUUGAGACAGACAACUCCAAUACCCAUGCUAGGUAUUGGUUGUCCAAAUUGCAUUUGAAAUACCAUGUUCCCGGGGCAUGUAAAGCAAUAGGAGCUGCUUUGUUGGUUGAAGCUGCAGAUAUGGGUGACCCAGACGCACAAUACGAACUGGGUUGUCGACUGAGAGUUGAGAAUGACUAUGUUCAAUCGGAUCAACAAGCUUUUUAUUAUCUGGAGAAGGCUGUUGAUCAGUUGCAUCCAGGUGCUCUUUAUCUUCUAGGUGCUGUGUAUUUGACAGGGGAAUGUGUGAAGAAGGAUAUGGCCUCUGCACUAUGGUGUUUUCAUAGGGCAUCAGAGAAGGGACAUGCUGGUGCAGCUAUAGCAUAUGGGUCUCUUCUACUUCAAGGUGUCCAGAUCCCAGAGUCUUUAACAAAAUUCUCAAAGAGGAAUUCUUUAGCCAAGAAGACAAGAAAGGAUGUGGAAAGCCUUGUGAUAGAUCCGGUAGACAUGGCAAAAAAACAGUUCCAGAUUGCAGCAACAGCAGGAUGUGAUCUGGGACUUAAAUGGUUGGAAAGACUUGAGGAGGAAGAAAGGCGUUUAUUGACCGGAUGAUAUACCUGAUACUCUCCUUGCAUGGCUUAACCGAAAUAAUGUCAAGGACUCAAGGAUACCUGAUAUGCCUCAGGCGUUCAGCUUAUACUGGUAGAGAAGCGUGUCGUAGAACCUCCACCAUAACUAAUUCUUUCCCAGUAUUUAUGGACAAUUGCAUGGGAAAUGACAUGCUGUCAUGAACUUCUAAAGCUAAGGAAACUGCAUUCUUUGUAUAUAUUAGCCACAUAAUAUAUGCAACCAUAUGUUAAAUCUUUCCUCAUCCAUCAAAAGAAAAAAAAAAAAUGUUAAAUCUUUUCUCCUCCCAUAUUUUGACACUUGUGUAUCUUAGAAUUGGCCUUUGGUUCUCAAACGUGCCAAUGGAGUACGAGAUGUGGAAUUCUGGUUGUAAAUCUUUUCUCUUUAACACGGUGAUAGUUAGUAAUUUGUCA